This is a messenger RNA of Schizophyllum commune H4-8, 2176 nucleotides long. RefSeq lists its product as uncharacterized. Gene Ontology annotation, molecular function: hydrolase activity, acting on carbon-nitrogen (but not peptide) bonds. The transcript is spliced from 16 exons. The coding region runs from base 222 to 2060 and encodes 612 amino acids. The record is from RefSeq and is a predicted model, not a curated record. NCBI's taxonomy places the organism in Eukaryota, Fungi, Basidiomycota, Agaricomycetes, Agaricales, Schizophyllaceae.
CCCGCCUUGCAGAUAUGGCGAAUUGACUUGUAGCAAGCGCUGACCUGAAUUGUUGCGAGCAUCUACUACUUAGCGCGCGCCCGCCACGAUCGAAGACCCAUUCAACUGACCUCUGGCGCUCCGCGCUUCCCACAGAGAUUCCUACAUAUACCGCCCCAAACCUGACCAGACUCUCCUUUUCCCGAACGACGAUCCUCACGACAAGCCCACGCACCAGCAACAUGUUCGACACGACGCCCCGGCCUGAGGUCGAUGUGCACUCGAAGGCGGAGGAGGCGGGCCUUGUCAGGAAGGAGCUCUCUGAGACGACGCCGCUCCUUCCCAACGCUCGACCGCGCACGAACUGGGCGAAGGUGACGCUGGCCGUCACCCUGGUGGCCGCGUACUAUGCCUCACUCCCCUUCAUAUGGCGCUACCUAGAUAGGGGAGACGCUGAGGGAACGACGUAUGCGGUGUGCACGAGGGAAGCGGAUGGUGUAUAUACUGUGGACGCGCAGAACACGGCGACGCAGUGCGUGGUUGUGAGCGAUGAGGUGGUCGCUGAUACGGGGUCUUUGGACUUUGUCAAGUCCACCUAUGUUGACAUACAUGUACACUUCGCACCUGAAGGCGCCACAAUCAUACCCGGAAUGACCGAGUCACAUAUGCAUACCCUGUUACAUGGAAACUACCGCAUGCUCCCACUUGAAGAAGCGAAGAAUAUAUCUGCCGCGGUCGCCCUCGUCCGCAACUACAUCCUCAAUGACCCGGCCGUGUACAAUAACAAGUCAAAAGUCAUUGAAGGCUUCGGCUGGGAUGGCACGAUAUGGCCAGAGAAGCGAUGGCCGACUGCCGCCGAUCUCGACGCAGACGACGUUGUCCGCGGCCGCCAGGUCGUCCUGCGAAGCAAGGACGCGCACUCGUAUUGGGUCUCAGGCAAGACGAUGGAGGUAAAUGCGCCGUUCCCGGACGAGGUCGAAGGCGGCAAGAUAGUGAGGGAUGAGGAUGGGAAGCCAGUAGGCGUCUUCGUCGAUAACGCCCAGAACCUCAUCGCGUACCCGGCCUACACGGACGAGGAUCUCCUGAAGAAAUUCAGCUAUACUGCGAACGACGCGCUGUCGUAUGGGAUUACGACGGUUCAUGACGCGAAGCUGGACCCGAAGGAAAUAGACUUCUUCCAUAGACAAGCACUAGCUGGUAAUCUCAAGGUUCGCGUCUACGGCAUGCACUUCUUCGACGAAGACGAGGGGUACUUCGGCAACACCAGCAAGCCUGUCAUCGGUGCUGGAAAUGGCUUCUGGACGCAGCGCAGCGUGAAGAUCGUUGCUGAUGGUUCUCUGCGAAGCCGGAGCUCCUGCCUCUACGAAGACUAUUCCGACGAAGCUGGUAACCGGGGCUUCAUGCGCGUCCCCGCUGAGGUGCUCGAGGAAGUCAUUCCGGCGUUCUUGAGGGACGGCUGGCAAGUUAACGUUCACGGCAUUGGCGACCGCGCCAAUGGCUAUGUCGUGUCUGCGCUGGAGAAGGCACUCGCCGGCGUCAACGUGACUGCAGCGCGUCCGCGAAUUGAGCAUGCGCAGAUCAUGACGGACGAGGAUAUCGAAAGGUUGGGAAAGCUUGGUGUCAUCGCAAGCAUCCAGCCAACACAUGUGACCGACGAUAUGUGGUACGCGCAGGAUCGCCUGGGCCCCAAGCGAGUUGAAGGCCUCUACGCCUUCCGAAAAAUCAUGGAUGCCGGCUCGCGCAUUACACUUGGCUCCGACUCUCCCGUCGAAACCAUGAACCCUAUCGCAGGCAUCUACGCAGCGAUAACGCGCCUCACCGCAGACGGACGAUCGCCUCAUGGGCCGGAAGGCUGGUUCCCGAAGCAGCGCCUCACGCGGCUGGAGGCUUUGCGUGGAUACACGAUCGACGCCGCGUAUGCCGCGUUCACGGAGGAUCGCUUGGGCUCGUUGGAGCGCGGGAAACGGGCCGACUACGUGGUGCUUUCGCAGGAUGUGAUGAAGGUGCCGGUGGAGGACAUGUUGAAGACGAAGGUGCUUGCGACGGCGAUUGACGGCAAGGUAGUAUAUGGCGCGCUGUAAAGCGCUGCUGCAGAUAUAACUGUUCUCCGGGAUACUAUCAUUUCAUGUAGGAUAUACAGCAUAGUCCAUAAAGGAGUACACUCGCUCGGAAUGCAAUUGUCAUUUUUUUUGCCGUC